Drosophila bipectinata is the source of this 2596-nucleotide messenger RNA. It is a transcript of the gene conu, whose product is annotated as Rho GTPase-activating protein conundrum. Gene Ontology annotation, biological process: regulation of small GTPase mediated signal transduction; signal transduction; regulation of actin filament polymerization. The record is from RefSeq and is a predicted model, not a curated record. Gene Ontology annotation, molecular function: GTPase activator activity. Lineage: Eukaryota; Metazoa; Arthropoda; Insecta; Diptera; Drosophilidae. Gene Ontology annotation, cellular component: cytoplasm.
GUACAUAUGUAGACACAGAUACGUUUUUAUGCCUGUACAUUCGAUAGAAACCUGAUUUUUAAAGCUAAAAUCUACAUACAUAUGUAAUUAAGUUUUAAACAAUUUGGUAGUACUUUUUACAUUAUUAUAACUUUUCCAAAAAUUAAAUUGGUUUAUUAAGAACGGUGUGAGUGGGUUUCGUGUAUGCAUUAUCAAAUAUACUUAUAAAUGCAUAUGUACACCUGCAACUACUUACAUUCAUAUGUUUGUAUGUAGUUAAAGGCUGAACUUAACAGUAAAUACAGUACCUCAUGCCAAAUGAUGCAUUUUCGACCACAUAAAACAUAAAAAUAGAAAUGUGCCAUAUAUUCAUUUUAAUAUCAUAAUCUAUGCAGAGAAGCGCAAUGGAAAACAAAUCGUCAUUGGAUCAUAGUUCCGAUCUGGAUUAUUCCGAAUUUCUGAAUGAAUACUUUUUGCAAAAUAUUACCCAAUGCCAAGAGCCCGAAGUCACUUACGACGAUGGAGAACUAGAGGCGGAGUGGCUUGUUUCAAUCGGAUAUCCAGAGUUAACCAAACCUUUUGAAAAAGGCUUGGAGGUCCACAAAGCUGAACUUGAACCCGUUCUGAAAACAUUAUCAAAGCCCCACGCCGAAGCUAUCAGACAACGCGUUAUUAUAUUGAAUCAGACCGUGCGAGGGCGCAAAAAGAUCCGGUCAAAGCGUAAGCCUGAUAUCAGAGAUCUAUUUAGGGACUUUGAUGAAUCUAGUACAGGAACACGAUCUCGGAGUGCUACUCCAGACUCUUUGGAUUCCAUACAAGUUGACGAUGUUUGGGGAACCUCUUCUAUACCAAACUUUGUGCGCAUCUUUGAAGAAAAGGACGAGAGUGAAAAAAAUACAACUCUGCAUUCGAAAAAAAAAAACUUGAAACAAAAAAUACGCCGGACACCUAGCGCACCUAUUAAAAGCGGUUUAUCUCCGGAUCUAUUUCGCGGCUCAAAUAUGCGUUGUGAUAUACCAUUAAAUUCAGCGCAUGGGGUUGAACUAGUUGGAUAUUCAAGAAUUGGAACCAUAAAUUUGGCACGAGGACGGUCUGGUUCUGACCCAGCAUGUUCAAUUGGUAAGGCACGGGGAGAGACUGCAAAGAUACACAGUGAAAAUAAUACAUCAGGCGAUUCCAGCGAUGAUUGCAUUGAUAAAUUAAACGAAAACUAUAAACAGCUUUCAAAAUCAGACAAUGAGUGUCCAGGAAAUUUGCUUAUGGCUGGUGAUGUUAUAAGCUUUGAAAAUAUUUGCCGUGAUACCUUUGGUCCAGAUGAAGUAGAUAUAUUAGACGAUUUUAAUCCAUCACAAAAACAAUACAUAGACAUCGUUUUAUUAAGUGAAAUUGAUAUAAAACGAUUGCAGUCUAUUAUUUGGCUAGAGUUAGCAACCAUAUUUGAUCGAAACAAAAUAUCUCUAGACAGAAGAAAACCAUACAAAAGACGUCGUAAAGAAGAAGGAAAUCUGUUUGGUGUUUCGCUAAGUGCUCUUAUUCGACGUGAUCAGCAAAUCACUGGAACCGAUUCUAAUCUUGUACCACUAUUUUUGGAAAAUCUGUUAGCUGAAAUAACUCUUCGGGGAUCUACAGAAGAAGGAAUACUUCGAAUUGCUGGAAAUAAGCAAAAGACUGAAGUACUUUACAAUGAACUAGAAUCAAUAUUUUAUCUGAAAUUUGAAAAUAUGGACAAUUAUUUUUCUAAUGCUACAGUUCAUGAACUAAGCGCGCUUCUUAAGCGAUGGUUACGGGAACUUCCACAGCCUUUACUUACAAACGAACUUGUUCAACUGUUUUAUCAAUGUCAUAAACUAACAUCGAUGGAUCAAAAAAAGGCUUUUUCACUUUUAUGUCAAUUGUUACCACAUGAAAAUAGAAACACGUUUCGAGCGUUGUUAAGUUUUUUAAACAAUAUAAUCAAUUUACAAAAUGUUAACAAAAUGAAUUUACACAACGUAUCUACGAUAAUAGCUCCUUCUUUCUUUCCCCCCCGUAAUGUUCAUCCAGUUAACAAAAACAACAUUGAAGAGCAAGUAAAAAUGGCUGCAAUAUGCUGUCGUUUGACCAAUGUUUUAAUUACACGCGGCGAAAAACUUUUUCAGGUACAGAAAAACUUAAUAACGGAGUCAAAAAGUAAAAAACGAAUGAGAAAAAAAGCAUUAUCCCAGCUCGAAAUAAUGGAAAUUCGCAAUGGAAAUCCUACUAGUUCAACAAUUAUUAAUGAAGAGUCAAAAAAUACAAAUCAUGUACAUCACACUGUUGUAUAAUAUAGAAGAGUAUAUAAAUAUUGUUAUUGUAAUUGGUGCUCCAAUUUAUUUUAUUUUCUGUGAUACAUUUAUGUUCUUUUAGCAUUAAUGAAGUCUCUAGGGUCUUGGUUUAGCACUAACUUUAACUAGCAGGUAUAAAAAAUAAAUAUAAUCUUGUAUGAUAUAAUAUGGUGCUAAAGGGUAUAUAAAUGCAUUUAAAAAUAUAGAAUAAACUACAUUAGUAUCACCUAAAGAAUUGAAUUUAAGUGUCGUCCCUUAAAAAAAGUUAUGAAAUACAUUUUAUGCGAAAUGUACAAAUAUAUGCUCAAUCGUGA